AUGAAGGUUCAUAUUUAUUUCUUAUUCUUGUCCAUUUGGACAAUCAGUUGUUUAAAUAUAAACCACAUCAAUGAAUCAUCUACUGCCAGAACCACAGGUACGUUUGUAAAAACUACUGACUCUACAGGAUCAAAGAUGGAUGAUUUUAGGAAACGCUUACUGGGCUUCAUAAUUGGAAUAAUGAUCAUAACCUUUACCAUUACCUGCUUUUGUUUACUGCAUUAUAACUGCAUUAUCGAGGAGGCCCAACCACCAGCAGCAAGGCUCAACAAAGAAAAUAUGGAAGCCAUAUCAUCCUGGGUAUCCAAGGUAUCAGCUUGUAAACCUGAUAUAAUAACUGAGGACUUUCUAGAAACUCAACCUCUGCUGUUUAAUUCAGACCAUAUAACUGAGCCCUCAUGUCAAGAAAACCUAUCUAUGCCAAACUGUACAAUUAAACCAGAUGAGCCUUCAAGGCUAGAAAAGCCAUGCAUACCAUCCAACCCACAAAAUUCAAUGAGAUGUACAAAUACUGAUGAGUCAUCCAUGCAAUGCAGUAUAAAAACAUCAAACAGACAUUUGGAUCCAAAACGGUCAACCAAGUCGUUAAGUCCCCAAAGAUUACAUAAGCCAUCUAUCCUGAAGUCCCAUAAGAAACACAGCCUUAAAAAACCGCAGAAGCUUGCCCGUACCUGUAAAUUAGCUAGUCAAGUCAAUUCAUCCUGCUCAGAGAUGCAAGUCACACCACCCUUGCUAGCCAUUGUGAAAACGUCAGCUUCUCUAGCCACACAGCCUUGCCCAUCAGUCCCCAAUAAUCAACUUGUGUCCACCAAACCAUCUAGAAGGAGACCAAACCAGGCACGUGGACGCCGUGUUCUGAAAAAGUCAGUGAGUACAGGAAAGGCUGUGUCACGCAGGAAGCAUUCAUCCUUCAAAUGUUGCCGUUAUCAGGAAAAAUGUCUUAUUUGUAAUCCUGAAUUUCUUCCCAAUGGUCUUGUGGGGCCAAAGAAGGCGCAUGCUGGAAAUCCCUAUGUUUUAAAGACAAUGAAGCCAUUGCCCCGGUCCUUUUAUGAAGCAGAGUACAAGUACACUGAAAGAGGGUACAAGUACAAAUGUUAUAAAGCUAACGAGGGUGAUAAGACUACGAAAACAAAUGAGAGUGAAGACAGUGGUACAGAAGUAGUCAUUAUUUGUGACAGAAGUCAUGAAGAUGAUGACAUGGCUCAAAGCAUCUCAACUUACUAA
Molecule: messenger RNA, 1224 nt
Organism: Arvicola amphibius (Eurasian water vole)
Lineage: Eukaryota; Metazoa; Chordata; Mammalia; Rodentia; Cricetidae
Gene: CXHXorf66
Product: chromosome X CXorf66 homolog
Exons: 3
Coding region: 1-1224 (407 amino acids)
Source: RefSeq, a predicted model, not a curated record